AUGGCAAAAGUCGAAACGUAUAUUUCAACGGAUUUGUUAAUAAGACUUCAUAUAGUUUUGACUUCGACAGGAUUUAAUUAUGGUUUCGAGUUUCGACGGUUUGUUAAUAACCCUUCGAAACCUGAUUUUUCCAUGCAACU
Molecule: messenger RNA, 140 nt
Organism: Funneliformis mosseae
Lineage: Eukaryota; Fungi; Glomeromycota; Glomeromycetes; Glomerales; Glomeraceae
Source: the annotation of a GenBank genome assembly